Acaulospora morrowiae is the source of this 1634-nucleotide messenger RNA. Lineage: Eukaryota; Fungi; Glomeromycota; Glomeromycetes; Diversisporales; Acaulosporaceae. The record is from the annotation of a GenBank genome assembly.
UUACUGGACUUGAACAAGGCGUGAAAUUAAAAGAUUUGUCUGGAACAAUACAAAAUGAUAUUCUCAAGGAGUUCAUGGUUCGCAAUACUUUCAUCUAUCCACCCGAACCAUCCAUGAGAAUUAUUGGGGAUAUUUUUUCUUAUAUUUCAAAGAACAUGCCGAAAUACAAUUCUAUUUCGAUUUCUGGUUAUCAUAUGCAAGAGGCUGGUGCUGAUAAUGUUUUGGAAUUAGCUUUUACUGUUGCAGAUGGUUUAGAGUAUAUCAGAACAGGAAUCAAAGCUGGUAUGACAAUAGAUGACUUUGCACCCCGCUUGUCAUUCUUUUGGGGAAUCGGUAUGAACUUCUACAUGGAAAUAGCAAAAUUGCGGGCGGCCCGUCGAUUGUGGGCUCAUUUUAUUAACGAAAAAUUUCAUCCGAAAAAUCAAAAGUCAUUAAUGUUACGUACUCACUGUCAAACUUCUGGUUGGUCGCUCACAGAGCAAGAUCCUUAUAACAACAUUAUAAGAACAACAAUUGAAGCCAUGGCUGCUACUCUUGGAGGUACCCAAUCGUUACACACAAACUCUUUUGAUGAAGCAGUAGGCCUGCCAACUGAAUUUUCAGCUCGCAUCGCGCGAAACACGCAAAUCAUUCUCCAAGAGGAAGCAUUUAUUCCUAAGGUAGCUGAUCCAUGGGGAGGCAGUUACAUGAUGGAAAGUUUGACAAAUGAGAUUUACAGCGAGGCAAGGGCGAUUGUAGAGGAGAUCGAGAAUAUGGGAGGUAUGGCUGCGGCUGUCGCGAGUGGUAUGCCAAAAUUAAGAAUCGAAGAAAGUGCUGCACGAAGGCAGGCUAGAAUUGACUCCGGUCAAGAGACUAUUGUUGGUGUAAACAAAUAUCGACUUGAAAAGGAGACCAUAAUUGAUGUCCGAACUAUUGAUAAUACCAAAGUACGAGAACAACAGACAGAAAAUAUAAAUCGGAUUAAAAGCUCAAGAGAUAAUGAUAAGGUUGAAAGUGCGUUAAAUGCUCUUACGGAAUGUGCGAGCACCGGAAAGGGUAAUUUGCUCGAAUUAUCAAUUGAGGCAUUUGGCGAGAUAUCAUAUGCGCUCGAAAAGGUGUGGGGACGUCAUGAACCGUCAAGUCGCGUUGCCAGUGGAGCUUACAGAUCAGCCUAUGGAACUGCGGAAGAAACAGACGCUGCAUUAAAAGUUAUUGAAGAAACACGAGAUAAAUUGGGUGUAAAUCCUAGGAUCCUGGUUGCCAAAUGUGGACAAGAUGGUCAUGAUCGAGGUGCUAAAGUAAUUGCAUCAGCGUUUAGUGAUUUCGGAUUUGAUGUGGACUUGUCGCCGUUGUUCAGCACACCAGAAGAAGUAGUACGUCAAGCUAUCGAUAAUGAUGCACACGUUAUUGGUGUGUCAUCACAAGCUGCCGGACACAAAACAUUGGUGCCAGCAAUCAUAAAUGAACUCAAACGACUCGGUGUCAAUGAUAAGAUUAUUGUAGUUGGUGGGGUUAUACCUCACCAAGACUAUCAAUUCCUAUAUGAUAAUGGUGUAAGUUCCAUAUUUGGUCCAGGUACAAAAAUUCCUGAAGCUGCAAAAGAGGUCGCGUCGAAAAUAAAGGAAAAUGCUACUAAAGAUGAUGAAAAAAAUUAG